Thlaspi arvense is the source of this 879-nucleotide messenger RNA. NCBI's taxonomy places the organism in Eukaryota, Viridiplantae, Streptophyta, Magnoliopsida, Brassicales, Brassicaceae. The record is from the annotation of a GenBank genome assembly.
AUGCUGUUCGGGAUGGAAAUGAGUUCACUUGGACUCAAAUUGGAGAUGAUUUCAGAUUCGGUAGUUACAGGAGCUCCCAUUCUUCUCUUUAUCACGGUGAGUUUCUCGUUUCGUGAAUACAGCUCCCAUUUCUCCAUUGCUCCUGACGCUAAUGGAAAAACCUUGUAUUCACGCUUAUACGAGAGCCGCAACGCCAACACACAUUUGCUUCGAUCUACAACGAUUGCAGAGUCUGUUCCGUUUAGUUUCGACAAAAGGUCUGCUACAACGCAAGUAAAGGCUCCACCUCAGCUACAGAAAACGGGCGCCGUUAGAGUGUCGAUGGUAAGUCCUGGAUUUGUCUACGAACCCUAUGCACUCCGGGAGAAAAUCGCGUUUUGGCGGAGAUGUUUCACAAGAAGCGGUUGGCAAAGAACGAAAGAGGAUUUUAUACGGGAGCUAAGAAGUGCCUACGCUAUCGCAAAGCUAAGAAAGACUGGGUAUUCAAAGAAUAAGUUCUACAUAGAGGCACUCGAGUUAUACAAAGAGAUUAACAUUAUGAUGGCCAAUGGUGAGAAGAAGACAAUAAGGAAAAACGUGACUGAAAGGAUGUAUUCUGCACUGAAGAACGAAAUUAAACAAAGAGAAGCCAGUUGGGGUAGUGUUUACUGGGAAAUGGUUGAGCCGAUCGGCAUUGACAGGACGGACCUUAGCAAAGCAUUCAUACAACUGACACUUGAGUUUCUGACAAAGCAGAAAUUUGAAGCAUACGAUUCGAAAGGCAAUGUAGUAGCUGGAGACAAGAAGAAAGAGAUGCUUGUACGUGACAUAUGGGUCUUUGAGAAGUCUCUGUUCCAUCCAGGAGCUUGCUGGCGACUAUGUGGCCGGAUUAAAUUAUGA